AUGAAGUUUGCGUCGUCACUAUUUGCGUUAUCCACAGCGGCUUUGGCGGUUCAAGCAGCACAACAACAACAAAAACAGCAAUCCGUAUGUAGCCAAGACAUCAUUGGUACUGGGCAAGGUGAUUUGGAUGCCAUCAAAGGGUGCAAGCAAUAUCAAGGAACAAUCACCGUAUCCAAUGUAUCUGGAAGUGACCUUGUGCUAGACGGCGUGGAGACAGUGACUGGGAGCGUGAUUAUCACGGAUUCAAGUGGGCUCUCACGCUUUAGUGCACCCAAUCUCAAGAGCGUAUCGGGAGAACUCAAGAUUACACAACAUUUGGGCCUAGUCAAGCUCGAGUUACCUGCUCUUAGCGAAGUCCAACGCCUUACAUUACGAGUACUCCCAGAAGUGGAGGCUAUUGAUUUCCCAGCAGGCUUGGCCAAAGUCAAUCAAGUCACCAUUGAUGAUACGCCUGUUGCCACUGUCAACGGUCUCACUUUUGAUACGGUGGGCAAGCUAACUCUUUCGCAAAACACCCUUAUGAAACGAUUCGAGUUGCCUGCAUCACGUGUUUCCGAGAGUCUUCUUGUCGUUGGCAAUAGCCAUGAAUUGGACUUUGAGGCACCACAAUUGCUUGAAUUGCAAGCUGCUGAAUUCCGAGAAGUUGGUACCGUCAACAUGCCUUCGGUCGCUCACGUUGAAGGCGACUUGUCGUUCCACAACAGCGACAUGACAUCACUGAAUCUCGAUAAUUUGGAGCGUGUUGGUGGCACCAUGGUCAUUGCCAACAAUAACCAUAUUGCAAACAUGUCAUUCAAGAAGCUUGAACUUGUUGGCGGUGCUCUUUCCAUUGCCAACAAUACUCAACUUUCGACCAUCAAGGGGUACCCAAGUUUGUCAGCUGUGCAUGGUACGGUUGAUCUCGCAGGUGGUUUUGACAAAUACGAGUUCCCAGCGUUGCAAGAUGUUCGUGGUGGCAUGCGCAUCCAAACAACCAACGAGAACUUUUCGUGCAUGGAUGCUGAAAAGACUAUGAAGUACGGUAGCGUUGUCAAGGGUACUGUGUGGGGUUGUAAAUCCAACAUGGAGGAAGAAAACAUGGAUCCAGCCGUGGGUCAAAAUGACGGCAGCAGCACCAGCAGCGACGACAAUGGAUCGACCUUGUUGCCAAAGAAACAAAAUGCCGGUAACCAUGAGGAAGACGUUGCUGAAAACCCAUCCUCAGCUCAAUCAGCAGCAGCAUUGACUACUACAUCAUCCAUUCAUUAUCCAUCCGCCAUGGUCUUUAUUGUUGCCUUAUUAUAUGGCUCUUUGUUCUAG
Molecule: messenger RNA, 1299 nt
Organism: Lichtheimia ornata
Lineage: Eukaryota; Fungi; Mucoromycota; Mucoromycetes; Mucorales; Lichtheimiaceae
Exons: 3
Coding region: 1-1299 (432 amino acids)
Biological process (GO): fungal-type cell wall organization
Cellular component (GO): plasma membrane; fungal-type cell wall
Source: RefSeq, a predicted model, not a curated record